CUUGGCCGAAUCGAAAUAUGAAUUCGCAUCCGAGCAUCAAACAUGCAUUCAAUCACCCACAACCUUCGAGACUCUCCGCGGCUCACCCUGUCUAGCAGACUACGCAUACGCUGGCUCACUCAAGACGCUCGCUCCUUCAUCCUAGCUUUGAGCAUUGCGUGAGGGAUCCACGUCGAUUUCUCUCUUGCACGCUGAAGCCAAUUGGCUCCUGUUCACCGCUCCUGGUCUGCCGCGCACAACCAAAGCCGUCCAAUUCGCCCAAUAGGGACGUCCGGUUAGCUGCCAGACCCUUACGAAGACCUGCUGGACACUCUAAGCGCCUGCAUACAUACAUCGGACCCGUCUCCGAGCUGCUACUUGUCUCGCUUCCCUUGCACUCAACAUGGCGGCACCGGGACGCGGCUCUCGCGUCAUCUUCGUGGGAAACAUUCCCUAUGAUAUGUCAGAGGAGCAGCUCAUCGGGGUGUUUCAAGAGGUUGGCAAAGUGAUUGGAUUUCGAUUAGUAUUUGACAGGGACACAGGCAAACCAAAGGGCUAUGGGUUCUGCGAGUUCGAAGAUGUCGAGACUGCAGCCUCUGCUGUUCGGAACCUUCACGACGUGGAUGUAGGCGGACGAACAUUAAGAAUAGACUACGCCGACGUAGAUCCUCUCUUCGAAGGCAAGACUACUUCCAUGGGACACAUGGAAGCGAACGAGCUACCUCCUGGAAGCAGCAGAAAGGAGAGAAUGCCAAACUCGGUCGAGAGAGGCAGGGUCGGCAACACGGGAGGGCCACCGCCUAGAGGUGCACCUGCUCAGGGCUGGGGAGGGGCACAACAAUCUACUGGGCCAUUUGGGCAGGCUGCUCCGACUAACUUACCCCAGGGUCAGGCGCUACCACCAGGUGCGGAUCCUACCGAUGCCAUUUCCCAAACACUGGCCGCUCUUCCGCCGGGUCAAUUGCUAGAGAUCAUUGGACACCUCAAGGCCCUGGUGAACAACUCGCCUGACCAAGCGCGAAGUUUGUUGGCCAGCAAUCCUCAGAUCAGCUAUGCGGUAUUUCAAGCCAUGCUGAUGAUGAACGUUGUAGAUCCCGCAGUCCUGCAAAGGAUCAUCACCGCUCAAGCUGGAGGUCAAGCAGGCGUGCCGACUUACGGAGCACCGGCACCCGCCCAAGCACCAGUGCCUAUGACCGCUUACGGAGCAGGCGCACCUCAAGCACCUCAAUCUGGCUACGGCGGGUACGGCGCGCCUGCUCAGGCCCCCGUGCCAGCCCCUAGUCAACCAGCUGCCGCUGCAUCACAAGGCCUCGGCAACGCGGAUUUGCCAGAGGAUCAAAAGGCGCUACUUUUGCAAGUCCUCCAACUCACGCCCGAACAGAUCAAUGCGCUUCCAGAGGAUCAGAGAGCCGGCGUGCUAGCUCUCAAAGCUCAAAUGGGUCAAUAAGAUCGCAGACAAAGUCUGCACGGUCGCGACUGUCACCUUGUAUCAAUAUCCAAAACCCGCGAAUGAUAGGAUUCGACGCGGGAGGUAAUAAAACUC
Molecule: messenger RNA, 1522 nt
Organism: Ceraceosorus guamensis
Lineage: Eukaryota; Fungi; Basidiomycota; Exobasidiomycetes; Ceraceosorales; Ceraceosoraceae
Exons: 6
Coding region: 383-1426 (347 amino acids)
Biological process (GO): mRNA 3'-end processing
Cellular component (GO): mRNA cleavage and polyadenylation specificity factor complex
Molecular function (GO): mRNA binding
Source: RefSeq, a predicted model, not a curated record